CGGCCCCAAAUCGGCAAAAUCGCCACCGCACACAGGAGAGGACACAGCGACGAAAGCAGCGAAGUCGGCGGCGCGUCGCGCCCCCACCGCAUCGAUCGCCUCGCCCCGGUGAGCCAUGUCGGCGCGCGACAGGGAGACGGCCGUGGCGCUGGCCCGCCUCGCCGCCGCGCUGGACGGGGCGGUGCUCGGCCUCGGCACGGCGGCGCUCGCCGUCGCCUCGUGGGUCAAGUACCUCGCCGCGUCCGGGCAGCUGCGGCGCAUCGCCUCCGCGCCGGCGGCCGCCAUACCCGACCUCCGCUCGCUCCUCGCGGAGUACGGCGGCGGCGGCGGCGACGGCGACCAGCCGAUCCUCGCGGUGGUGCGGGGCCACGUCCGCGCCGCCCCCCGAGGCAAGUACCUCGUCCCCCCAGGCUCCGGCGAGCACUGCGUCGUCGCAAAGCAUACCCAGCUGUGCUUGUUCAAUGAAUGGAGAGGCAUCUUUGGGUGGACCUUUGAUCUGCAUGCUCUCUUUUUCAAAUCAAUUAAGGAGCAGAUUAUAACAUCAUUUAGAUGGGUUCCAUUUGUUCUUGUAGAUCCUGAAAACAUGACUGGAAUGGUCCAUGUGAAGUUAGACAGGGCAAUGCAACCAUUACCUCUUACAACUGUGUAUCAUAAACUUACCCCAGUCGACUCAACUCCUUACACAUUGUUUCAGACUAUUAUUGGCAAUGGUUACCCAAUUGCGUUGUUGGAUGAGGAAAAGAUACUUCCUGUUGGAAAGGAGAUUACAGCAAUAGGCUAUAUUCGACCUCAUAAAGCAAGUGUUGAGAUCAGCUCAUGCUCAGAAAUACCUUUUUUCUUGUCUGACCUUACCAAGGAUGAGAUGGAAGCCGAGUUGUCUUCUCGUGCUAAAACACUCUUUUGGGCUAGUGUUGUUCUUGGAACAAUGUCAGUUUGCUUGCUGGGCUUUGCGACUUACAGGAGCUGGAAGAAGAUCAAAGAGCGGAGGGAGGCAAGGCAAGCCCAAGAGGUAUUUCGACAAACUACUGAUGAAGUUACAGACGAUCAGUCUAGCGAUGAAGAGGCUGGUGAAAUGGGAGACGGGCAACUAUGUGUUAUAUGCUUAAGGAAAAGAAGGAAGGCAGCUUUUAUUCCUUGUGGUCACCUUGUCUGCUGCUGCAAAUGUGCACUGAUUGUGGAACGUCAGUUCGACCCAUUGUGCCCUAUGUGUCGGCAAGACAUCCGAUACAUGAUAAGGAUCUACGACAAUUGAGGCUUCUUGAUGUUUUGCUGAUAACCCUUCGACACUGUAUGGUCACCCAGAUUGUCUGCGAGCCUGAAGACCUCAACUGAUCAUCCUGCGUGCACUAGUCUAAGCUACUUGGCUAACAAAACUAUGUUACCCUGAAUUUUGUGUAUAUAUAUGACGUGUUAGUCACUCCCAGGAGAACUCAUAUGGGCAGAGAUCACCGGAUACUUUUCAUAGUCGCAUAGAAUCCUGUAGCUAGCCAAACUGCCAGAGUCAUGAGCUGACGCCUAUAGUUGCAAUUACAGUACUACCAAGUUUUUGUUGGCUCUCCCUUCUCAUGUCUGUGCAUUCUGUAAAGAUGGUUUUGCCGCUAGCAAAAGUAUGAUGGUUCGGAUUUUUAUUCUU
This is a messenger RNA of Oryza sativa Japonica Group (Japanese rice), 1633 nucleotides long. RefSeq names its product E3 ubiquitin-protein ligase SPL2. Lineage: Eukaryota; Viridiplantae; Streptophyta; Magnoliopsida; Poales; Poaceae. Gene Ontology annotation, biological process: organelle organization; protein ubiquitination. Gene Ontology annotation, molecular function: ubiquitin-protein transferase activity. The record is from RefSeq and is a predicted model, not a curated record.